AUGUUCGCUGUACAGACUACGGUCGCGCUGCUUGCCGGCCUAGUCGCUGUCGCACUCCUAGUGAUACGCAAGAGCAAGCCGGCCGGCAAAGCGACACCCCUCAAGCUGCCUCUCAUCGGCGACCUCCACAGCUCCCCGCGCGAAACGCCGCUCGUCCAUUGGGAUGCCUGGGCCGAAAGGAAUGGAGCAAUCGCGACACCAAAGUUAUUCGGCAUCGUGCCGAUAGUGGUACUGAAUACAGCCGAGGCGGCGACAGAGCUGCUCAGCCGCCGGAGUCAGUGGUACAGCAACCGACCCCCGUCGACGAGCAUGGAAAUGAUCACGGGCGCGGGUCCCGGCCAGUCCCGAUUCACGUUGAUGCACGAUUAUGAUUCUCAUUUGAAGCUUCACCACAGACUGCUGGCACCGAGCCUCGGUGCCGUUGCGGCGCCGCGGUAUCAGCCCGUGAUGGAACUUGAGUCAAAGCAGCUGCUGUUUGAUUUGGUAGUCGCUGUGGGUGGCAAUACGGAAAGCGCCAUCAUCAACAGCUCGGAUGUUUACCCCUUGCUCGAACGCACGCAGUCCAGUGUCAUUCUUUCACUGCACUAUGGCCUGCGGAUUCCCGAUGUUUCGGACCCUAUACUUCACGAGAUCAUUGACAUCCAGACACAAGUCACGCAUCUCGCGGCGAACCCGGGGCUACCUGAUUUUAUAACUCUUUUAAGGAACCUGCCCGCCAUGCUCUCGCCCUGGAAAACAGCUGCAGAUAAACUCUUUGCUACGCAGGUCGACUUGUACGGGCGGUUGUAUGAGCAUGGCAAAGCAUCACGGUGCUGGAACGCAACAAAGCAAGCUGUCGCGACCGCCGGGAGGGUCGUGCCAAGCGACAUCCGUCCGGCCGACUUCGACCUCGACCUCGCCUUCACGCUGGCCACAUCAGUCCAAGGCGGCAUGGAAACCUCGCCGCGCCAGAUCCUGUGGCUGUUCAUCGCGGCCUUGCAGAACCCAGGCUUUGUGCGCCGCGCACAUGCCGUUCUGGACGACGUCGUCGGUCAUGACCGUCUGCCUCGGUUCGCCGACAGGUCAAGUCUUGCCUUCAUCGACGCUGUCAUUCACGAGCUGUUUCGAUGGCGACCCGUCUCGCCGGGGAGCAUCCCACGUCGUGCUGACAAGGCGGACGAGUUUGCAGGCGUCAAGAUUGUCAGGAAUGCGACGAUCAUCACCAACGCGUGGGGUAUCGGACGUGACGGAAAAGCCUUUGACCCCGGUCUCGGCGACCUGCAGGAGUUCAUCCCGGAGAGAUGGCUUGAUGGACAAGGCAAGGUCAACAGCAGUCUGCCGCUACCGGUGUUUGGCCAAGGCCGGAGGGCUUGCUUGGGCAGACGGGUGGCUGUCGACGGCACGUUCUUGCAGGUCGCAAAUCUGCUGUGGGCGUUUGACGUCGAGGCCAGUGAGGAGGUCAAUCCGUGGGCCAUGUCAGUUGUCGGGUUCAUGACGGUGCCGACGGAGUUUCGAUUCAAGCUUAAGCCACGCGGACCGUGGGUGGUGGAUGUGGUCACACGAUCGUGGGAAGAUGCGAGCAAGGACUUGGGCGAGGUGAUGGGACUGUCGCAUGAUGUGGAGGGAUAG
Molecule: messenger RNA, 1608 nt
Organism: Verticillium nonalfalfae
Lineage: Eukaryota; Fungi; Ascomycota; Sordariomycetes; Glomerellales; Plectosphaerellaceae
Exons: 1
Coding region: 1-1608 (535 amino acids)
Molecular function (GO): monooxygenase activity; oxidoreductase activity, acting on paired donors, with incorporation or reduction of molecular oxygen; iron ion binding
Source: RefSeq, a predicted model, not a curated record